GACUGAGAAAAAGAAAAAUAAAAAGGACUAGCGGAGAAACAGAGAAACCUCUACUUGUUGCCGGCCGCCCCUCAUUCUCCUCUCCGCGCUUCCGCCUUCAGGUUCCAUUCGGUCGAGAGAUCUCUCUCGUUUCGGUGAUGGCUCCGGUCUCCGCCCUUGCGAAGUACAAGCUCGUGUUCUUGGGGGAUCAAUCGGUGGGGAAGACCAGCAUCAUCACCAGAUUCAUGUACGACAAGUUCGACAACACCUACCAGGCUACAAUUGGCAUUGAUUUUCUAUCUAAGACUAUGUACCUUGAAGAUCGAACUGUCAGACUGCAACUUUGGGAUACAGCUGGGCAGGAGAGAUUUAGGAGCUUAAUUCCGAGCUACAUUCGGGAUUCUUCUGUUGCUGUCAUUGUGUAUGAUGUCGCAAGCAGACAGUCUUUCUUAAAUACUUCAAAGUGGAUUGAAGAGGUUCGCACAGAGAGGGGUAGUGACGUUAUCAUUGUCCUUGUUGGAAACAAAACAGACCUUGUUGACAAGAGGCAAGUCUCAAUAGAGGAAGGAGAAGCCAAAGCUCGAGAUCUUGGUGUCAUGUUUAUUGAAACAAGUGCCAAAGCUGGCUUCAACAUAAAGGCAUUGUUCCGGAAGAUUGCUGCUGCACUGCCGGGGAUGGAGACUCUCUCGUCUACAAAGCAGGAAGACAUGGUUGAUGUGAACUUGAAGGCUACCAAUGUAAAUUCAUCCCAGUCACAGGGACCAUCUGGAGGAUGCAAUUGCUGACACUUAUCCAUGAUCUGCUAUCAAGUUUCAACUGCUUCAGCUAGGUUCGCAUCGGCACUUAUCACCUUUCUUUUUAGAAUUGCAUGGACCUACUUAGAAAAGAAAUGGGUGACUGAGGUGGUGCUGGGUGAAUCACUCGUCAAUUUGUUGUCAUAGUAAAGGUUAUUUCUAGCACAUUCAUACAUAAUUGCUAGUUCAUGAAGAGAUCUUUUAGUAUUGUAAUUGCAGAGUGGUACUAAGGGGACUAUCAGAAACAUAUAAAACAAUUGUAGGUACAGGUGCUGCAGUUAAUUCCUGUCUUCGGGGGUAUAGAUAGAAAAUAUGCAGUCAGAUCAUUGUGGACAUUUUCAUAUUUAUACCUGAAUUGCUGGUAGUGGCAUCGUUGCAUUCAUUACUGGAAGUUCUGGCACCGGACUGCCAUAUGAAGGUGUUGGAUCUGUGCUGCUGCUCAUCACAGUGCAAGAUUCUAGCAAGUGCAAUAAAGAGAAUUUUGAUUUAAAUUACUAGUGCAAUGCGGCGAUUCUGUAGUUGCUAAAAGUGAGAAUUUGUUAUUGCUGUUGGUGCCCUGACACAUGUUUCAAAUAAAGUUAUAUGCUUAAUUACAUUUUUUUGAAUA
This is a messenger RNA of Phoenix dactylifera (date palm), 1380 nucleotides long. Lineage: Eukaryota; Viridiplantae; Streptophyta; Magnoliopsida; Arecales; Arecaceae. The record is from RefSeq and is a predicted model, not a curated record.